This is a messenger RNA of Sesamum indicum (sesame), 3550 nucleotides long. RefSeq names its product kinesin-like protein KIN-7E. Gene Ontology annotation, biological process: microtubule-based movement. The record is from RefSeq and is a predicted model, not a curated record. Gene Ontology annotation, molecular function: ATP binding; microtubule motor activity; microtubule binding. NCBI's taxonomy places the organism in Eukaryota, Viridiplantae, Streptophyta, Magnoliopsida, Lamiales, Pedaliaceae.
GAGAACUUGUAGUACAGGAGAGAGGGUGGGCGGUGGAGCGCGCCAUUCCGAGCUAGUGGCGCGUGGAGUCUGGAACUCAACGCAACGGUAAAGUUAUUGGUCCAGAUACUCCCGUUGUACCGUAGUCUACGCCCUUGAGUUCAAUCCACCGACGACGCUCACGUGGGCACGUGCUUCUCCCCCAGGCUUUUCAAAGUAAAGCAAGGGCAAGUUCGUCAUUCUAUGCUCUCGUCCAUUCCCGGAGGCGCAACAAGUAUAACGUUCACACUCAUCUCGCCAUUUACGCCUCACUUAGUUCUGUCACUGUGUGCGUGUAUAUAUAUAUAUAUAUGUAUACACACAAUAUUUAUUUGUAUAUGUAUAUAUACAUAGAGAGAGAGAGUGAGAGUGAGAGUUGCUAAUGGCGUAAGAAGUUUCUCAACUUCAGUUGGGGUCGGGGGAAGGCACAACAACCCUGUUGUUCACUGGUCUAACUGCCUUGCCAUGUUGGGCUAGCGAGAUAUGUCCAUUCAGUAGUUCUGCAUUGAUUGUUCCUUUAUUUGGGAUUUCCAAGAAGUUCAAGUUAUGGACGUUUCAUCCUUCAUGCAAUAAGCCAAAACAAAGGGGAAAUGGGAGCAAUGGGUGCAGAAGACUUGAUGAAUUGGGACAAGCUGCAAGGUAUGGGGAAUGGGACAGAAGAGAAGAUUUUGGUGUUGGUGAGGUUAAGGCCUUUGAGUGAGAAGGAGAUUGCACGGAAUGAAGUUUCCGACUGGGAAUGCAUCAACUCAACGACCAUUUUGUACCGGAACAGCCUCCAAGAGCGGUCUGGACUUCCCACAGCUUAUUCAUUUGACAGAGUAUUUAGGGGUGACUGCAGAACAAGGGAAGUUUAUGACGAAGGAAUAAAGGACAUUGUUCUUUCUGUUGUUGGUGGCAUCAACUCAACUGUUUUUGCAUAUGGUCAAACAAGCAGUGGAAAGACAUACACCAUGAAUGGUAUCACUGAGUAUGCAGUGGCUGAUAUUUAUGAUUAUAUUCAAAAGCAUGAAGAAAGAGCAUUCGUCUUGAAGUUUUCUGCAAUGGAGAUUUAUAAUGAAGUUGUUAGAGACCUUCUUAGCACAGAUAAUACUCCACUGCGGCUUCUUGAUGAUCCGGAAAGAGGGACUAUUAUAGAGAAGCUCACUGAGGAAACUUUGAGGGACCGGAAUCACCUCAAGGAGUUGUUAUCCAUCUGCGAAGCACAAAGACAAAUCGGGGAGACCUCGUUGAAUGAAACAAGCUCUAGAUCCCAUCAAAUUCUUAGAUUGACAAUUGAAAGUUCUGCUCGUGAGUUUAUAGGGAAGGGCAACUCAACCACCCUUGCUGCUAGUGUGAAUUUUGUUGAUCUGGCAGGAAGCGAGCGGGCGUCUCAAGCAUUAUCAGCAGGGCAAAGACUGAAAGAAGGCUGCCACAUAAACCGCAGUUUGCUGACUUUGGGAACUGUCAUUCGCAAACUUAGCAAAGGAAGACAUGGACACAUAAAUUACAGAGACUCAAAGCUUACACGUAUACUGCAGCCUGCCUUGGGAGGCAACGCAAGAACAGCUAUCAUUUGCACCUUGAGCCCUGCUAGAAGCCAUGUUGAGCAAUCAAGAAAUACCCUUUUAUUUGCCAGCUGUGCAAAGGAAGUAUCAACAAACGCAAAGGUCAACGUAGUGAUGUCUGAUAAGGCAUUGGUGAAACAUCUGCAGAAAGAGGUUGCCAGGUUGGAAAGUGAGUUAAGGACUCCAGGAUCAGUAUGUGACCAUGGAGCAUUGUUAAGAAAGAAAGAUAUGCAAAUUGAAAAGUUGGAGAAAGAGAUUAGGGAGCUGAAGAAGCAGCGAGACCUUGCUCAUUCUCGGAUUGAUGAUCUACUACGAGCUAUUGAAGGUGAUAAAGGUUCACAAAAAGUCAACCAAAUUCAGUCAGUUCAUGGAGACUUUAGGAGUAAGGGAACUUCAUACCUACUGCAUACAGAAAAUAGUGUGGAUAAUUUUUCAUCUGAUGAUAGAUCUGACCCAAGCCAAGAAAUUGAGGAUCCUGAGUUAGGAACUGGAGAAGAUUCUGAUGAAAUAUAUAAGGAAGUUCGAUGCAUAGAGAUUGAUGAAUCAGGCCACGACAAAAUAUAUGAACCACUGGGCCAGUCAACUAGUGAGAGUGAAGAAAGCAUGCCAAUGUUGUCCGAGCCUGGGAGUGUCCAUAUUGUCGAACAGCAGACAUUAUCAGCUUCAUGUAGACAAGAUAGUGGCACUGAAGACGGUUAUGGUAUGUUGCAGCAGAGAAUUCGAGGUGGGCAGAACUCGAUAGAUUCUCUGUUUAGACCUCACCCUGAUGCAUUAUCGCCUGGGGCCCCAUCAACUAGUAUGAAAGUUUCUGGGAGCCAAAAAUUGACAAGAAGCCAGAGUUGCAGAGCUAAUUUAAUGACUGAUUCACCUGACUUUCACAUUGCUGAACAAAAUGAAAGCACCCCUCCAACUGUGUUGGAUAAAAGCUUCACAGGAAGACCAGAAGGUGCCUCCCUAAGGAAGCAAUGGAAACUUCCUCCUGUGAUCUAUGGUGCAGAUACUGUGAUCCUGUCCAGAAAUGAUUCUCAAUCUUCUGAGUUUAGUAGUUUUAUAGAUGAAAUAAAGAACCAGACUUCCAGCCAUGGCGAUGAGGAUAUUCCUACUCUUGGUUCUUUUGUUGCAGGACUCAGGGAGAUGGCAAAGCUUCAGUAUGAAAUUCAAACUGGCAAUCAGGUUCAAGAAACAGAUAUUAUAGAUGAAAAGAAAGCAAGAGAUAUUGCUUUGGAUCCAAUGAAUGAUUGGCCCCUCAAGUUUGAGAAGUUGCAGAAAUUGAUAAUUGAACUGUGGCAAGCUUGCAACGUUUCGUUGGUCCAUAGGACAUACUUCAUCCUCCUUAUUAAAGAUGACUUUGCGGAUUCCAUUUACAUGGAGGUUGAAUAUAGAAGAUUAUCCUUUCUCAGGGAAACAUUUGCCAGGGGUAACUCAGCCAUACAAGAUGGCCGUAAUCUUACACUGGCAUCAAGCAAAAAAGCUCUUCGUCGGGAGAGGGAGACUCUGAGCCGGCUCAUGUAUAAAAGCUAUACAGAAGACGAAAGAAAUAGACUCUACGAGGAGUGGGGCAUCAGUUUGAACUCAAAACAGAGGAGGCUGCAGCUCGUCCACCUUCUAUAUAGUGACACUGAAAAUAUGGAUCACAUUACAAAGAGUGCCGCCAUUGUAGCAAAGCUCAUUGGUUUUUCGGAACACGGCCAAGCCCUCAAGGAGAUGCUUGGACUUAGCUUCAGACCUCUACGCACAAGCCGAAGAUCCUUCAGCUGGAAAAACAGCAUGGCAUCUCUUUUAUGAGGCAGGUGGAAAUGUCUUUUAUGUAUCAGAGAAACUGUAGUUGGCAUUUGGUAUUUGAUUGAGUAGGAGUUUAAUGAUUGAUGUGUCAACUUUUGUGACGAUCAUUUGUCUGAGUUUACUAGAGACAAGGGAAAUUCUUGGCUAGAUUUCUGGCCGUGUAUGAAUGAGGUCGAAAUGAACUUGAAACUCUUGACAUUGAAACU